CACAGUCGCGUUUUGAGGAACCUCACGGCCACCCUUGUUUUUCUUAAUGUUUUUGGAAACUGACGAGCUGAAUUCGGGCGGAAGUCCUGGAUGGUGAUUGGGGAGGGGCACAAAAGCCUUCUCUGAAGAGCCGUGUACCCUUACCGAAGGAUGGCAGAAGCAGUAUUGAUUGAUCUUUUUGGCUUGAAAUUGAACUCUCAGAAAAACGAUCAUCGGACAUUACUGAAGACAUUGAAUGCUCUUGGGUACCGCCAUGCUGCCAAGUCCAAGUUCCUUUGCAUAAUGUGUUGCAGCAAUAUCGACUGUGAAAGGAACAGUGACCCGGAUAAUUAUGAAUUAGAAACGAGCAAUGGAUUAUCAGUUCUCUUGAGGGAAUUUGAGACUGUUAGCAAUCCCAGUAUGGCUGUGUCUUUGUAUACCAUUAAACAAAAAAUUGAUGAAAAAAAUCUGAGCAGCAUUAAGGUCAUUGUAUCGAUGCACCGGAAGACAUUAAUGAAGGCUUUCAUUGAUCAACUUUUCACUGAUGUUUACAAUUUUGAGUUUGAAGAUUUAGAGGUAACUUUGAAGGGAGGCCUUUUGAAACAGGCUUCUGAGGUAAACAUCAUCACAGCUCAAGAACUAGAAGCAAUACAGAAUGAAAUAGAAACAUAUUUGAGAAGUCUGCCAACACUGAAAGGAGAAUUAACCAUAAUCACAUCUCCUUUGAUUUCAGAUAUUUUCAUACAUGGGUUUACUACGAGAACAGGUGGAAUAUCUUACCUACCAACUCUCAGCUCUUUAAAUCUCUUCAGUAGUUCCAAACGGAGAGAUCCUAAGGUAGUCGUUCAAGAAAAUCUGCGUAGGUUGGGGUGUGCUGCAGGAUUUAAUGUGAAGAACUUUUACCGAAUAAAGACUGAUCAUGCCAAUGACGUCUGGGUUAUGGGAAGGAAGGAGCCUGAAUCUUAUGAUGGAAUCACCACAAAUCAGAGAGGCGUCACAAUAGCAGCUCUUGGUGCUGAUUGUAUACCAAUAGUUUUUGCAGAUCCUGUCAAAAAAGCAUGUGGGGUUGCUCAUUCUGGUUGGAGAGGUACUUUGUUAGGUGUUGCUAUGGCUACUGUGAAUGCUAUGAUAACAGAAUAUGGCUGUAGUUUGGAAGAUAUUAUUGUCGUACUGGGACCUUCAGUAGGACCUUGCUGUUUUACUCUUCCAAAAGAAUCAGCAAAGGCAUUUUAUAAUCUUGAUCCUGAAUGUGUGCGGCUGUUUGAUUCAUCAGAUCCCUAUGUUGACAUUCGUAAAGCCACCAGGAUUCUUCUAGAAAAGGGAGGAAUUCUACCACAGAAUAUUCAGGACCAGAAGCAAGAUCUCAACCUCUGUACAUCCUGCCAUCCUGACAAGUACUUCUCCCACGUCCGAGAUGGUCUUAAUUUCGGUACACAGAUUGGCUUCAUAUCAAUUAAAGAAUGAGGUACUUGAAUGAAUUUUUGCAUAACUAUUUCCUGCCUCCUUCCAAACUGACUACAAGAGAAAUUUAGUUGUUUGAUUUACUUACUACUGAAAGGAUAAUGUGGAGAAUUCAUGUUUAGGGUAAAUUUUCACUAGUAUUCAAAGCCAAGUAAUUUUCAUUUGAUCCUAACAAUAACUGACAAAAAAAUCAGUGUGAUGUGGCUUUUACAUUUUAUAUAGUUGAGGAUUAUUAUUAAAGUUUGUUGUAUUUGUUAUAUAAAUCAAGACUAGAUCUGUUCAGCUCAGUAUUUAUUGUGUACCCUCUGUUUAUAGUCAUUUUGUGAAGCUUGGGUGAAAUCAAAAUGAGUAAGACUUUUUCCCUUUGAGUGUAAUUCAGGGGAGGAGAUAAAUAAUUGUAACACUUAAAUUUAAAUUUAAUUGCAAUAGAAAAGUAAGGAAGAAUAAAUGAUUAAUACUAUCUAGAGGCAGGAUGUAUGGAGAAGACAUUACAGAGUAAAUGACAGAUCACGGAAGCCUGAAAGAUUUACAAGUUUUUGAGAAAUGUAAAACAGUCAUAACACAUUGAGGGAACACUAUGAACUAGAACAUGAAACCCAACGUUUAUAGCAUAUUCUAGAGAGAGCAGUGUGUGGACAGGAGUUUCUGGAAAAACAAGUUGGAAACAGAUUAUUUAGGGUAUCAAAUGCCACGUCAAACAGUUUGGAGUUUAUUUUCCAGGCAAAGAGUAGGCAUAAAAUGUAGGGGAGUGUUUUCAUGUCCUUGACAUCACAUUGAGAAAGGUUGAUAACUUUCCAAUUUUUUACUGUGCAUUAUUUUGUCUGUAGUUUACAAAUUUAUAGACUAUUAGUCAUAUUUUACUUUAUGUAUGAAAAUAUUCAAAACCCAAAUAAAAUUGUUUUGAUUAUUUGUGA
Messenger RNA from Artibeus jamaicensis (Jamaican fruit-eating bat), 2354 nucleotides. It is a transcript of the gene LACC1, whose product is annotated as laccase domain containing 1. Gene Ontology annotation, molecular function: copper ion binding. Bases 151 to 1443 code for a protein of 430 amino acids. NCBI's taxonomy places the organism in Eukaryota, Metazoa, Chordata, Mammalia, Chiroptera, Phyllostomidae. The record is from RefSeq and is a predicted model, not a curated record. The transcript has 7 exons.